Molecule: messenger RNA, 903 nt
Organism: Adineta ricciae
Lineage: Eukaryota; Metazoa; Rotifera; Eurotatoria; Adinetida; Adinetidae
Source: the annotation of a GenBank genome assembly
AUGAAACAAUAUCCCGAAUCAUAUUGUUUUACAUUGAUGGAACCGACAGACGGUCGUAUCGUUGCUAUUGCGGCUGUUAAUCUGAAAAAAGUACAAUUUGGAUUUUAUCUAAUGAAUGUAGCAUUCGCCCGUUUAGGUCGCGUCGAUCCUAAUCAAAGGCGUAAAUAUCUUCUAACGACUCUCUUUAGUCAUAUGAGUCAGUGGCGUAGUGUUCGACACAUUGAUUAUUCACAAGGUUACACGUCAGUUACCAAUCUACCAUCAUUGAGUUUUCAACGACGUUCACUCGGUGCAGAGCCUGAAGCAGGCAUUGUACUGAACUCUUUCAUUCUACCCACGGGACUCAUUUCCGAUAGUAUUAAAUUACAGAAACUUACCUCGGAAGAAACAGAACGUCUUUGGAUGAUUGAUAUGAUUGAUUGGACUCAGCGUCCAGUUCUAUCAGAUUUACGGCAUAUUAUGCAGUUAAAUGACUAUGUAGGUACUUUUAUUGUCGGUGAUUUCGCUUCACAACAGUUUGCAGCAGCAAUGAUAUGGCAACCAUCAUCUACUGUUCUUUGUGAUGAUCGACUGGAUGUAAACAAUCCAUAUCGUGGUCAAACACAAUCAUCCGUUUCCAUCGAUAUACAAGAAAGAUUUCUCUCUGCUCUGAGCAGUAUGAUGGAUGCUGAUGGUAUCCCAUUUUUCCUCUGUGAUGUUCAAGAAUCUUCACCAUUCAAAUCGUUGCUACAAAGAAGAGCAUUGGCUGCAACAGCACAAUUUGUGUCUCGAACUCUUAUAUCACAACGUAUGACAGAUGUGGUUGAUCAUUUUGUCAAUUCGCCGAUCUGGUUUGAUCCACGUGAUUUCGGUGCUCUGCUAUAUUUUAAAGCUUUACCAGACCAAAUUUCAUCACAAUUGUGA